Zophobas morio is the source of this 6845-nucleotide messenger RNA. RefSeq lists its product as uncharacterized. The transcript is spliced from 18 exons. Gene Ontology annotation, biological process: centriole replication. Gene Ontology annotation, cellular component: mitotic spindle. Gene Ontology annotation, molecular function: protein binding. The record is from RefSeq and is a predicted model, not a curated record. Bases 385 to 6525 code for a protein of 2046 amino acids. NCBI's taxonomy places the organism in Eukaryota, Metazoa, Arthropoda, Insecta, Coleoptera, Tenebrionidae.
UUCAGUAUAUGCUAUGUCCCCGAUUAGGUGAAUCAGUGAUUACGAAAAAAUUGCAAACAAUCGAUAAGAUUAUUAAAAUUCAAACAACCGUUUGCAAACCACGGUUAAUAAAGUUAGUAACAAGAAACGUGCUAUGAAUUAUAACAGACAGUUCCCAAAAUGGCGUCUUCUGUUGUGUGUUAGUGAGUGCUCCAGUGUUCCAAAAGUUCUUAAAUUUUAGUUCAAACAGAUGCCACAAAUGGACUCUCGGUGGGGGUAAUCUAAUCACCAGAUCAUAUCAUAUCAAUAGCUGAAAUGAAUCAAAAUAAUAAAAAUAAGAUGUGUCGAUUUUCUCGUUGACCGAGUGUGUGUGCGAGUGAUUCAAGCGUGUUUAGUGUAAUUUCAAUGGAGGAUUUCGGCGGAAAAGUCAUCAGAGCUCCAUCGCUGAAAAGAGGAAAGACUGAAGAAAGGAUUACGGAUAGGAUUAAAUUGGAGAAGGUGUUAGGAGUGACGGUAUCUAGCAAUGCAGCUUUGGCCUCGGAUAGCAACGGAACAAUCGCCUAUCCCGCAGGAUGCACGGUCGUUCUAUUCAACACCAAAACCGAGCAACAGCAUCACAUAAUCAACACCUCCCGCAAGACCAUCACGUCGCUGGCCUUCUCCUCGUGCGGACGUUACGUAGUGACAGGCGAAUGCGGCCACCAACCCGCAGUACGAGUAUGGGACCUGUACUCGGACCCGACUCCGGGCCAUCCUGGCCUGGCGCCCCAGCCACAACAGGUGGCCGAAUUCGCCGGUCACAAGUACGGCGUGAACUGCGUCGCCUUCUCGCCUUCCGGCAAGUACGUGGUGAGCGUAGGCACCCAGCACGACAUGAUCGUGAACGUCUGGGACUGGAAGAACAACAUCAAGGUGGCUAGCAAUAAAGUUAGCACGAAAGUGAAAUCGGUGGCGUUCGCGGAUAACGGGAGCUAUUUCGUGACGGUAGGGAACCGGCACGUGAAGUUCUGGUAUUUGGAGUAUGGGAAGUCGAAGUACAAGGAGGCGGUGCCGCUGAUGGGACGUUCGGCCAUUUUGGGCGAACAAAGGAAUAAUUAUUUCUGUGAUGUCGCUUGCGGCAAGGCCCAGUGCGGCGAUAGCACCUACGCUAUCACCCGAUCGGGGCUCUUGUGUGAAUUCAACAAUAGAAGACUUUUAGAUAAAUGGGUAGAAUUAAGGACAACAAGUGCCAAUUGUAUAACUGUAGGUGAAAAUUAUAUUUUUGUUGGUUGUGCCGAAGGAAUAAUUCGAUGCUUUGAUCCUGCCACACUUCGGUUCAUCACGACGCUUCCGCGGACGCACUAUUUGGGCGUGGACGUCAGCAUGGGGACUAGUAUAACUCACAUGGCUUCGCCGCCACCGGACGCUAAAUACCCUGAUACAGUAGCUUUGACUUACAACGAAACUAACCACAAACUAACAAGUAUAUAUAAUGAUCAUUCCAUCUACGUGUGGGACGUAUAUAAUAUUAAGAGGGUAGGCAAAUCCUUCUCAUUCCUCUACCACUCGGCCUGCAUCUGGGGCGUAGAAAUGGCCCCGCCCAACAGCCCCCUUCCCCCCGGCAGCUUCCUCACGUGCAGUUCCGACGACACAAUCCGCGUCUGGAGCCUCGACAAAAUCACCGACCGCAACUCCAAAGCAAUGUACCGCACCAACGUUUACAGCAACGAAUUGCUCAAGGUCGUCUACGUCGACAAAGACCUAUCCUACAUCAAGGACCUAGACCUAUCCACCAGCAACGCCGACAAACAAGAGACGUCGUACGACGGCCGCAACGGCGUGCGGUGCAUUCGGGUGAGUCCGGACGGGAAGAACCUGGCCUCGGGCGACCGCUCGGGCAACAUCCGCAUCCACGACGCCGCCACCAUGAAGGAGCUCUGCAAAAUAGAAGCCCACGACGCCGAGGUGCUGUGCCUCGAGUACUGCGGCUUCAACUCGAAUUUGAACCUCAUGGCCAGCGCCAGUAGGGACCGGCUGUUGCACGUUUUCGACGUCAACCACGGAUACGAGUUCCUGCAGACCCUGGACGACCACUCGUCAUCGAUCACGGCCGUGAGGUUCCUCAGCCACCAUCGGAACCUCCAGAUGGUGUCGUGCGGCGCCGACAAGAGUUUGAUUUUCAGGUCGUUAAGCGACCUCGGGGGGAAGCCCCAGUUCACGCGCGAUCACAACGCUACGGGAAAAACGACGCUGUACGACAUGGAGGUGGACACGGGCCAGAAGCACGUGAUCACGGCUUGUCAGGACCGCAACGUGCGUAUAUAUAGCGUGAACACGGGGAAGCACACGAAGAGCUUCAAGGGGAGUACGGGUGACGACGGGACUUUGAUCAAGGUGGUUCUUGACAGGUCGGGGAUUUACUUGGCGACGUCGUGCACGGAUAAGUCGCUGUCGGUGUACGAUUAUUACUCGGGGGAGUGCAUGGCGACGAUGUGCGGGCAUUCGGAGUUGGCGACGGGACUGAGGUUUACGAACGACUGCCGUCGGCUGAUUUCGGCUAGCGGCGACGGCUGUGUUUUCGUGUGGAAGGUGCCGCACGAUAUGGUGGUAACGAUGCACGCGCGACUGAGUCAACAGGCGAUGAGGGAGGGGAAGACAUUGGAGAGUGAUAUUUUGAGCGAGAGCAGGGAUAUGUACGAUGCGAGUGAGAUGGAUGCUAAUUAUAGGUUUAGUAUUGGCCAGUUGCCUCAAUGGGCCAAGAAACAAUUGAACGAGGACACUAGUCAUUUGCCGCCACAAACCAAAAACGUGGCGGUCCCGAAAGGACGAUGGGCUCAAAGGGCCGACAACCCCUUAGAAAUGAAGAACUUUUACGCGAAUAGCUCUUUGACGCUACCCGUGGAUAGGAGGUUCGAUUCGGACGGUUCCAAAGACAGUUCAUUGGAGGAAACUCGCAAGGAGGUUGUGAUUUCCAGAAGGACCAUGGAUAACGUGACGAUUACCCGAGGCGACAACCGGAGGGAAACAAUGUCGGACACGAUGACAGACACCGGCUUCGAGUCGACCGCACACGACGGAGACAUCGAUUCGGAUCACGAGUACCGACACAGACCCCUGUAUUACCCCAAUCCAGCAGACUCAGCCAGCGGUAGCGAGUUCACGGUCACCAACAUCGACGCCGACGAGCUGCGCAAGUCGCAACGAAAAAAGAAAGGUACCGCGCCGCAGAUACUCAUCCAGCAGACCUCGUCGACGUACGGCAGUCAGGAUUCCGACGACGACGACGACGAGGCGUCGACGCCGAGCGGCGAGAACACCGACAGGAAUCCGAUGUCGUUGUUCUCCGUGAGUUCCGAAUCGUUGGACCAGUUGGGCAGCAGGGAGAAGUACCUGCAGUCGACGUUCGAGAGCAUGAGCGGCGCCGAGACGGAGUUGACGCCGGGGAAGACGUCCAUUUCCAGCAAGUUCUUCACGCGCAGUCCGGAUAUAAAUAUGGCGGCGAUCAACGCGGUGAAGCAGAUCAAGAGCGAUCCCGAGACGGUUAUGAAGAGGCAGAUGCUGAAUAAGCGCAUUGCGGAGACGAAGAAGAAGCUGGAAAGUGUGGGCCACACAAGUCCCUUGAAGUACAGCCAGUCCAUUCACGACCUCUCCCACAUCCCGGAACGCGACAAAUGGUCGAAAAAACAAGGUAAUGACGUUUGUUCAUGCUUGCAGUACGAAAGUGAGCGACUAAACCCGAACGAUAACCCGCGCUCUACUAACCCCGACGAUGCCAACUUCAUACCGAUGAGUUGUUCGGUACCGACCGAUUUGCAGCUGUGCGGCUGUUAUAUGCAAGACAUAGCCAAAAAUACAUCACAGCUUUCACACAUUCUCAACACUGCCUCUUUACACGCUGCCAAUGUAGAAUUAGCUAACGAUCAACUGAUCAGGCCGAGGAAGCUCAAACUGGAUAAGACUCUAGUUAAGUAUAAGUUGCACAAAAGCUUGCCGGUGUCGCCGGUCAGCGAGGAGCGCAGCUUCUCGGACUUCGUCCAACAGCAGAAAGAGGAAACGUCGAAUCGGAAGUCCUUUAGUUAUUUCGUGGACUUUGAGAAGAUCGACGCGAACGAAGGCUUCAGGCAGAUUUGUAGCGACAUCGAGAAGUUUUCGAAGGAUUUUAAUAGAAAGUACGACCAGAUUGAGAAAGGGUUGGAUAAGCACGAGGAAGAGGAGGGGAAUUUUAGUUCGGACUCGUUGGAAGAGUACAGUUUUCGCUCAGUCGGUAACAAAAAGCUCAAAAAUUCCGUGCCACCACGACGAUGUGUCUCGUCCAACGAACUAAGCAACUAUUUGAACGAAGAUUGUCUUGAGGAGAUACCCAAAAGCGAGAGUUUUUAUUUGAACCCGAAUAUCCAGACCAGUCAGGAUAGUAUAUUAAGUGAUGACAAUUUUCUCGACGAUUACCCGAUGCAAGCUAAAAGCUACUGCAACAGUAUGGAAAGUAUCUUGUCGAACGAGUCAGACUGUAAGUCUGCUCCUUUGGAGGUUCUUUUCGCUCCUCAGAAACGUUUCCUUCAAGCUCCUUCUUCUGUGGUUCACUCACAGUCUCUGCCGAAGAAUCUCGGUAGUGGCCCUCCGAGUCCGCGCAAGGCUCAAAUGCGGACGUCCCAAACCCAAACCGACUUUCCCACGACGGAAGAAGUAGUAGCCAAAAAAACUAACGCUAGUGCCGAGUUUCAAGAGAAACUUCUCCGGUUUGAGAACAUAGCGAAAAAACCGGUGACUUUUUUCGUCGAGUCUGAUCAAAAAGUGGUGCGUUCGAAGAAUGUUAAGAACGAAGAAAAGAGACCUCUGUCGGUGAAGAAUAGCGAAACCGAAAUGUACAUACCGAGCUUAGAAACCAAGAACAAACAGUACAAGAGUAGAUAUUGUAACGUUUUGAACAACAAACCCGAAUUUAAUGUAGAGAUUUUCGAAAGCGGUACCAAACACUACACCCCGAGUACGCUCAAGUUCGAGAAGAACACGAACCAAGUGCAAGAAACGUCCAGUUUAGACCGUCAUUUGUUUACUAAGAGUCUGAUCACGAGCGAGAAGAUUUGUCACAAACCCCCGAAAGCCGUCCGUAGACAUAGCUCAAAGACCCGAAAAACGAAAACUUCGUACGAAUACGUAAAGAAGGAAGACUUCUACAAUUCCAAGAGCAACAAGUUGAACAACCGUCACGUGACGGACGAGAACACCAUCGAGUUAAGCUACAAAGAGAAAAACGUCGAGAAAGACCUGGAGACCAGUCCGAACACGAACAUCCUGACCAAGUUGUACGACACUUUAGACAAGUCAGCGAAAGAUUCAGACGUCAACCUAAACGUCAACUCGGAGCCGAAAACCUACGAUUCGGUUAACCUCUGCUCCGAGGACAAGUUCGACAAGAGCAAACGCUACGAGAGCAUCCAAUUCGCUCUCGAGAACAUCAAAAUCCUGAACGAAAUCCAGCGCAAGAUCCAGAAAAUCAACAGUCUGGUCGACAUUUUCAAAAAGAACAUGUGUUCGGGCAAGGUCCGAGCGCUGUCGAGCAUGUACGAGAGCAUGACGAGCUACUACAACGACUUAACUAAGUUGCAGGCCACGCCCAUCAGGUUGCGCAAGCGCAACUUGAGUCUGCCGAGCUUCGUCGAGAGACGGCUGAGCGAUGGUAAAGUCAAAAAUGUUAACAGCGAGGGAGCGGAAGUUUCAGGGAAGAAACCGUCGGCGAGUGGUCGAACCAGCGCCAGGUACUCGAAAAAUAACGCGAUGAUCACCAGGAGCAGAUCCAGCGGGGUCCUGAAUCAGUCGGACUCGGAGAACGAAGCCGACAAGAAAAUGUCCAGGUUGAUGCGGCCGACGAUCAGUUCGCACAACAAGAUCAACAACAAGACGCUGCAGAGUAGGAAGAAACAGUCGUAUUCGACGAGCAACUUGAACACCGUGGGGGUGGACAACGUGUCGACUUCGGACGACGAGAUCGAGGUGCAGCCGGCGAAGCCGGCCGUACCGCCGAGGAGUCGGACGUACGAGAACGGGCCUCCGACGGUGAUGCCGAGGAGGCACCUGAAUAACAAAGAAAAGCCUAAAGCAUCCCGCCACACCAUCCAUUUCGAAAAACUCAAGGUGGAUUUGGACAGCACCCUCACGAACGACGACGACAUAGACUUAUCGACCGUCGAGAUUUCCCACCAGCUGUGCGACGACGUGAUCCAGCAGCUGACCAAAGCUGCCGAUAAGGUAGUGGAACUGUAUAACCGGCUCAACGAGACGGAAACCGACACUCACGACACGACCGUCGCCAAGAUGGACAUGGUGAAGAACCUGGAGAUGUCCAUCUUGAACACCCACAAAAUCCUGCAUGAUUGUAUCUUCAAGAAGCUGAAACAGAGCAACGGCAACGUGGACGUCAACCAGACGGACACGGUGAAGAAGUUGAACGAUUUGGUGUCAAAGGGACCCAGCGGCCCGAAUUCGGUGGUCAGCAUGAUGGAGCAAUACUCGGAUAUUCUACUAGACAUGAUUGUCGGCUGUAACAUUUAUGAUGUACUGAAACGAUAGGCCAAAUGAACGUGUGCAAAUUAGGGAUUUUUUUAAGAGGAAUUGUUUCUGUGCUUCCCCUAAUCCGGUAGUAUUUUUUAUACAAACUUUAUAUUGAUUGUAUUUUAUGGUUGUUUUAAUGCAGUGUGAAUUGAUCUUUUAUCAAACUACAAUGUAACUUUUAUUUAUACUGUACAAUUUUUAUUUAAUAUGUAAUUUUUUAACAGAUGGUAUGUAGUUAUCAAACUGUCAAUUCUGUAUAGGCUCACCCAUGAUGUAACCUCAGACUGUAAUUUCGUAAAUGAAUGUAGGUUCGUAAAAUUAAACGAUUAAACAACUAA